Messenger RNA from Salarias fasciatus (jewelled blenny), 1828 nucleotides. RefSeq names its product WT1 associated protein (gene wtap). The transcript is spliced from 8 exons. The record is from RefSeq and is a predicted model, not a curated record. Lineage: Eukaryota; Metazoa; Chordata; Actinopteri; Blenniiformes; Blenniidae. Gene Ontology annotation, biological process: regulation of alternative mRNA splicing, via spliceosome; mRNA modification. Gene Ontology annotation, cellular component: nucleus. The coding region runs from base 205 to 1470 and encodes 421 amino acids.
UCUGCGGCGCAGCGGAUCAUCCAGUCAGAUCAUUCUGCUCUGCGCUGCCAUCGGAGAGGAAGAGGAUGGUCACCACGCCGAGGAGAGUCUGCCACAUCUAAAUCCACGGCUAAUAUCCAACGCUGCUGCACAUCGAUCGCUCCGAAUCAGCCGGUUAAGCCGAGAGGUUCCAGAAACGUCGAAAGAACCGGCUCUGUGUUCACCAUGACCAACGAGGAGCCUCUGCCCAAGAAGGUUCGCCUCAGUGAGUCUGACAUGAAGACCCUGACCAGAGAGGAGCUCUGUACCAGAUGGAAACAGCAUGAAGCGUAUGUCCAGGUCCUGGAGGCCAAGUAUUCAGAACUGUGUUCCAACGAUGUGCCGGGGCUGAAGGAGUCGGAGGAGAAACUCAAGCAGCAACAGCAGGAGUCUGCGCGCAGGGAGAACAUCUUGGUCAUGAGACUUGCCACAAAGGAGCAGGAGAUGCAAGAGUGCACAACCCAGAUCCAGUACCUCAAGCAAGUCCAGCAGCCGAGUGCAGCCCAACUGCGGUCAUCCAUGGUGGACCCGGCCAUCAACUUGUUUUUCCUCAAAAUGAAGGCUGAACUGGAACAGACUAAAGACAAACUGGAGCAGGCCCAAAAUGAACUGAGUGCCUGGAAAUUUACACCUGAUAGCCAAACGGGGAAAAAGCUGAUGGCCAAGUGCCGAAUGCUGAUUCAGGAAAACCAGGAGCUGGGCCGGCAGCUGUCCCAGGGCCGCAUCGCACAGCUGGAGGCCGAGCUGGCCCUGCAGAAGAAGUACAGCGAGGAGCUCAAGAGCAGUCAAGAUGAGCUGAAUGACUUCAUCAUCCAGCUGGAUGAGGAGGUGGAGGGGAUGCAGAGCACCAUCCUGGUUCUGCAGCAGCAGCUGAAGGAGACCCGGCAGCAGCUGUCUCAGCCUCAGGGGGGUCCAUCCGGUGCAGGACCCAGUAGGACUUCGCCCGCCGCCCCGGGCUCGUCCGCCGAGCCGCCCGCCCAGCCCGAGCAGGCCGGCGCGCCGUCCGAACACCAGGGCAAAGACUAUGGAAGGGUCUCCAACGGGCCAAGCAACGGCAACUCGUCCCAGAGAAGCGAGACCACCACGCCCAGCCUGUACCGGGAGGUCAGCAGCACCGAGGAGGACUUCCCCAUGUCCCCCAUGGUGUCCAGCCCCGGCGAAGCCGAGACCAAACUGUCCAACCACUCGGAGGAGGCGCCGGGGGGUCAGACUGCUGCCGGGAGGGUCGGAGGACCCGCGGGUUUCGGGAACCAGCUGAGCGCCGGGUACGAGAGCGUGGACUCGCCGACGGGCAGCGAGACGUCAUUGACUCAGCACUCGAAUGACACGGACUCCACCACCGACCCCCACGAGGACAAGGCCGCCCUGGUGAGCAAGGGCACCAGGACUGCAAGGUCACGGCACGCUCAGAACGGCCUGGACUCCAGCACAGGCGACAGUGGAGUUUUGUAAUGUACUUUGACAUGUACUGUCCUCCUUUCUUUUUCUUUUUUUUUAUACAGUAUACAAACAAGGCAACAAUUGCAUAGUCUGUAACAUAGCACUGCUCUUCAAGAUGUUUGUUUUCACCCUUUUCCCCCUGCCUAUCGUGAUGCCUUUGUCACACUUGUGUUGCUAAACAGGGAAAUAACAAGAAUGGGUUAAUGUUAGAGUUAAAUUGCGUGGAUGUCUGAUUUAAAACUAGUACGUUUCAUUCUGAUGUUUCUUUGAGCACGUCUAUGCUGUUCUUGUUUGAGUGCUUGACACUGAAGAUUUGGCAUCUGGUGUUGUAACUCAUCGUCAAAAGUCAGUAAAAUUCACUAAAUUAGCU